Molecule: messenger RNA, 2371 nt
Organism: Ilex paraguariensis (yerba mate)
Lineage: Eukaryota; Viridiplantae; Streptophyta; Magnoliopsida; Aquifoliales; Aquifoliaceae
Source: the annotation of a GenBank genome assembly
AAUGGGUUGUGAAAAGGAUUCCACUCAUUGUUUGUUGACAGAUCAUCAGCCUCACUAUUUUUUUCUUUUUUGGAAGGUGUGGUUCUACUUGUUUUCAGUCUCCAAUCUCAACUGUGCUUUACUUUUUUCUUUUUUCUUUUCAGUUUCUGUCAACCAUAUCAUAGCUUCUUACAUCUGCUUUGGUUUUCUGAACCCGUGACCAAUUUAGAAGGGCCUUUCUUUUCUUGAAUCCAUCCAUGGCUAGUGAAACUGUUGUAUCAGAUCAAUCUACAACCCCCGAGGAAGUAGAGAAACAGGUGCAUGAAGAGGUAAAAACCAUUGAACAAGAGGUUGUUUCUCCACCUAAGCAAUGUGGAGAGGAAGAAAAGCCGAAAGCUGAGGACUUGCCAAGUCCAGCAGUGCCUUUGGUGGCUGAAUCAGAAGCAAAGAGUGAGGUUAAGCAAGUUGAACCUCCGGUAAGUGAAGAUGUGAAGAAGACUGAUGAGGAAGAAAAGCCAAAAGCUGGGGACUCACCAAGUCCAGCGAUCCCUUUGGUUACACCGGAGGAUAAGAUUGAGGAUAAGCAAAUUGAGCCUUCUCUUAUUGAAGAGGUAAAGAAGACUGAUGCUAUUCCUAUUGUGGAGGUGCCUGUUAAAGAUAUUUCGAAAUUGGCUGUAGAAUCUAUUCAUGAACAAAGCACGCUGGCUGUUUCAGAACCAAUAGCUGAUGAUAGUAAAAGCAAACCAAAGGAGGAAUCAGUGUUUAAGAGCGUUGAAAAAGUGGAAGAUGACGAAUCCACAAUAAAAGCCGGUGAAGAAAAGCCAACAGAGCUGCCAAAAACAGUUCAUGUUUCUGAAUCAUCUGUUGGGGCUGUCGAGAAAAAAGAGGAAGUGGAGGUUUUACCUGUCAAAGAACCAGAAGCAGUUGCAGUAAAAACUCUGGAAAGUUCAGAAGUAGCGACUGAAAAGGAAGAAAUCCCAGAACCAGUUCUUGAAGCAAAGGAGAAACCCAAAGAACCAUCUGAAGUUUGUGAAGUUCAGGAAUCUUCAGUAGUGGAGCCUAAGGAAAGUGUGGAGAUUGAUAUAGCAAAACAUGAAGAGACUCCAGCAGAUAAAGUUGAAGAUAGCAAGUUGUUGGAGGAAAAAAUCACUGAAGAAAAACCUCUUGUGACCAAAAUUUUAGAUCAAGCUUCUUCAAUGAAUCAGGAGGCCCAAGUUAAUCCAGAGGAAGGAGAGAAAGUGGAAAGCCCUCCUAUGGGCGCUGCUGAGAAGGGCAAUGUGGAGGAGAAAGUGAAGGAAUUGGGUGAAGAAGCUGCUGUCGUUGAAGCAUUGUCGAAAGAGGAAGUUGUGGAGGUGGAAAAGUUUGAAUCAGAGAGUGAAGCCAAGAAUGUGAAAACUGAAGAGAAUGGAGAGAAAAGUGUUCCAACCAGGGAAUUGACUCAACCUGAAACAAAAGAAGUUGAAGCUGUGACUCCCUCCAUUUCUGCCACUGAAGUAACUGAAAAAAUUUUGGAGGGAGAAAAUACUUCCAGAGACAUUGAACUGGUGGCUGAAAAUGGGAAAGAAACCAUAAAAGAGGAAACUAUUGCUUCAGUCGAAACCAGCAAAGAUCCAGAGGACGAGGAAAAGGUAGAUGAAGUCACAAAGACAGCUACUGAAGAACCAAUAGAAGAGCCUCAGAAGCCUGAGGUAGAAACCAAAGGAGAGGAAUCUUUGCAAACUGGUGAAACUAAGUUGGAGAAGGAAAAAGGGUCCGAUGCUACAACACCACGUGAUGUUUCAAUUCUUGAGUCCGCCAAGGAUGGUGAUGAUACAAAAACAUCACCAGAUCCUCCUAAAGAAGAAGUUUCAGCAAAGUCCACUCAAAAACAUUCAAAUAGCAUUAUCUCAAAGGUGAAACAAACACUUGUGAAGGCAAAGAAAGCAAUCAUUGGAAAGUCCCCAAACUCAAAAACGCCCCCUUCUGAAACCAAGGGUGAUGCUGAAGCUAAAUGAUGUGAAAAGAGAAGAAAGAGCAACAUUCCAAGGAUUUGAAGGGCUUGGUAAAUUUACGUCUUGUGUGAUAUUUUGUUUGGUCCAGCUAUGAUAGUGUUUCCUGCUGCUGUUGGCUUGAUUGUGUGGUUGGCUAGUGUGUAUAGAAGGUAUACAGAGUGAUGCUAAAUAUUGUUCAAACUAGGAAGAUUAUUUUUUGACCCUAUUCAUUUCUGUUGUGCUUGCUGUUUGUGUUUUGGUGAUGGAUGAUCAGUAGGCGAGAACAUAUCAAUUGAUUGAUUAUGUGUAGAUUUCUAUUACAGUUGUGAAUAUUGUAACAAUCGUAGCUGUCUUUACUGUGUUGUUGUUCUAUAUUGUAUAUCCCACUUGAUUAUCUAAUCUUCCCUAAUGAAAUUGCUCAG